GCACGGAGAUGAACACAUUGUAUUGCUGCUCGUAUGAGUGCUGGUGCACACAGUGCAGUGUAACCAAGGGCUUCAUAUUGUUUGCAUUUUUGUAUCAUUUCUGCCAGGAUGCAUCUGCAUUAACUUGCCAAAAUGUAGGCUGUACACUAAUGAGUUGUGCACUACGAAAACUGUGAUAUGAGAAAACUAUUUUUAUUUGCUUCUAUUCAGAAGCCAGACGCUGCUGCGUGGCUGCACACUGCUGAGGGGUUCUCUCGCACAUGGCAGUUCCCAAACUGCAUUGGUGCAGUUGAUGGAAAACACAUUCGCAUCAAGCGGCCCAAGAACUCUGGCACCAUGUAUUUCAAUUAUAAGGGCACAUACUCCAUCGUCCUCCUUGCCAUAGUCGAUAGUGACUACAAGUUUUUGGUCGUGGAUAUUGGCGCCUAUGGCAAGCAGAGCGAUGGAGGAGUCCUCCACCAGUCGCAGUUUGGGCAGCGCUUGGAGCAAGGCCAGUUGCAGCUGCCGAGAAGCUUGGCCUUGCCAAACACCAUGCAGCAAGCUCCGUGUGUGUUUGUCGGGGACGAGGCUUUCCAGCUCCGGCCAGACUUCCUGAGGCCAUACACUGGACGAGAGCUCGAAGACAGGAAACGGAUCUUCAACUACCGCCUGAGCAGAGCAAGGAGGUGCGCAGAGAACGCCUUCGGUAUCCUCGUGACACGCUGGAGGAUUCUUGAAAGGGCAAUGGGGGAAGAUCCCAAGAAUGCUGAAGAGGUCGUCAAAGCCCUUUGUGUGCUGCACAAUUUCCUGAUGCACAGGCGCACAGAGGGUGAUGAUGCGUACUGUGGUCCUGCAUAUGCCGAUUCUGUCAAUGGAUUCGGGCACCAACGGUCUGGCCAGUGGCGUGAGCAGCUCGCACAGCCACCGUUGCCAGUGGCUCGCACCCAGGCACGUAAUUUUGCCCAAGCAGCUCGGUAUGUGAGAGAAACAUAUGCCAACUACUUCAGCAGUACUGCAGGAAGUGUGUCCUGCCAGGAUGCAGUACUGAGGUAGCAUGUGGCUUUAUUUGCAUGUAUUGAGAAGGCAUACUGUAGGAGGCUUUAAUGUUUUCAUGUGUGUUAUGAAUUUUCAUGCCUGGCAAGAUCAAAAGUCA
This is a messenger RNA of Dermacentor andersoni, 1132 nucleotides long. RefSeq lists its product as uncharacterized. Lineage: Eukaryota; Metazoa; Arthropoda; Arachnida; Ixodida; Ixodidae. The record is from RefSeq and is a predicted model, not a curated record.